AUGCGCCGCGCCGUCGCCGUCGUCGCCGUCGCGCUCGCGCGCGGCGUCCGCGGCUACGGCGACUUCUCGCCCCACCACCACAUCGUGCGGCUGCGGCGCCGGGCCCACGCCGCGGCGCUCCGCCCGCUCUACCGCACGGACGCGCCCAGCGCGUCGCGGUCCUACGCCAAGGGCGACCACUUCCGGUCGCGCCGCGGCGUCCGCGCGCCGCCGGGGCAGCCCGCCGGCGCGCGGUCCCCGGGGCAGCACCCCCUCGUCUCCGCCAUGCGGGCGGCCCGGGGCCGCGAGGCCGCGUCGAUGGUCCAGACGCUGACGGGCGAGUGGUACGCGCCCCAGUUCCGCUUCGCCGUGACGCUCUGCGGCUUCCUCGCGUACCCGUCGCUCGUCGCCAUGCUCUCGCACCUCCCCCCGCCGAACCCGAGCGAGGGAGGCUAUUUCUUCAGCCUCAUGUCCAUCGUCUUCGGCACGCUCACGGCGUCCACCAUCUCCGACGCCGGCGACCGCCUCAAGGCGCUCCGCGCCGCGGCCGUCGAGGAGGUGACGCUCCUCCUCCCGCUCAAGAAGCGCCUCGAGGUGCUCCUGCGCGACGCGCCGGCGCCCGACGGGACCGUCGCCCCCCGCGACGUCUUCUCGACCUGCGCCAAGCACAUGUGGGCCCACACGUCGGACCUCAUCGACGGGUCGCGCGAGGACGAGCUCGACGGCAUCGCCUCGAACGACGACGAGCUGCUCAAGAUCGUCGAGACGCUCCAGACGGCCCAGGCCCAGUGGGACGCGGCGCCCCAGCGCGCGCCGGACCUGGGCUUCGCGUUGGACGCGACGGAGCGCGUCGUCCAGGCCCGCGGCCGCCGCCUGAGCCUCGAGAGCUCGUCGAUUCCGGUGAUGCAGUUCGAGGUGCUCCAGGCCCUGUCCGUCGUGCUCGUGCUCGCCUAUUGCUACCUGACGCUGGACAAGGCGCCGCCGCCGCACCUCCUGGGCUACGUGCAGGACGCGAGCGGCAUCCUCGUCGACGCGUCCUUCGGCGUCCACGCGCUCUUCGCGUUCAUCUGCGGCGCGCUCGCGGUCUUCAACUCGCUCGCGAGCGACCUCAACCGCCCCUUCCACGGCGACUUCAAGCUCGAGUCGUCGACGGUCGUCGCCAGCCUCAAGCAGCUCCGCGCGGGGCUCGCGCCCCACCUCGGCCGCAACCACAUCGCGCUCUCGCCCAAGGCCCGCGUGUCGACGUCGCCCGGCGGCCGCGCCGCGAAGCCGACGAAGUUCUUCGCCUGA
Molecule: messenger RNA, 1269 nt
Organism: Aureococcus anophagefferens
Lineage: Eukaryota; Pelagophyceae; Pelagomonadales; Pelagomonadaceae
Exons: 1
Coding region: 1-1269 (422 amino acids)
Source: RefSeq, a predicted model, not a curated record